This is a messenger RNA of Danio aesculapii, 3091 nucleotides long. RefSeq names its product zinc finger DHHC-type palmitoyltransferase 18b (gene zdhhc18b). The record is from RefSeq and is a predicted model, not a curated record. Gene Ontology annotation, biological process: protein targeting to membrane; peptidyl-L-cysteine S-palmitoylation. Lineage: Eukaryota; Metazoa; Chordata; Actinopteri; Cypriniformes; Danionidae. Bases 455 to 1849 code for a protein of 464 amino acids. Gene Ontology annotation, molecular function: protein-cysteine S-palmitoyltransferase activity. Gene Ontology annotation, cellular component: endoplasmic reticulum; Golgi apparatus. The transcript has 9 exons.
UCACAUCCUGUGUGCAAUUGAGAUCAUCUGUGUAGAGGUAUGAGCAUGUACGCGCGGCACAUCAUCCUCUAUUCUGCUCUCACUGUAUUCAAAACCCAUUGACGCUCAUCUGGCGUCCUUCACCGCUCGUGGAAUAAAAGCGGAGCAGUUAGCUUUUAAAGGGGAAGCGUGCGUUCGCGGUCGAAUAACAAAGAAAGCCGCUGCUUUAUUGAAACAUGUAGGACGAAUCUGUGACGUCGCCGCUGCAUAUCGCGUUACGUCACACGCUGGUAAAUCCGUCGCGUUUCGUCGUGCGCCGAUUGGACUGCGAUCUGUUUGCCAAUAAAGCGGAACGCGGUCGGCGUGUACGCGCGUGUUUGUGGAAUGACACAAUUACGCGACGUUUAUCCGCUCGUCUCGCGCAGCAGCUGAUGUUUGAUGGACGUCGAGCGGCUUGAUUCCACCGCCGUGAAGGAUGAAAAACCGCGAGUAUCAGCAAAUAGAUCCUCAGGCACUCGCGACACCAACCCCGACCCCUCCGCCGCGAUCUCUGCCAGAGCACAAGCCCAGACGAGCCCGGAGAAAAUGGGAGGUGUUUCCCGGGAAGAACCGCUUCUACUGUGACGGUCGCAUCAUCGUGGCGCGUCAGAGCGGCGUGUUGCCGCUCACGCUGGGACUCAUCCUGCUCACCAGCGGACUCUUCUUUAUAUUCGACUGCCCGUUCCUGGUGAAACACCUCACCAGCUGCAUCCCGGCCAUCGGAGGGGUGCUUUUUGUGUUUGUGAUCAUCUCCCUCCUACAGACCAGCUUCACGGAUCCAGGGAUUCUGCCCCGGGCCACUCCAGAGGAGGCUGCAGACAUUGAGAAACAAAUCGACAACCCGACGGGCUCAUCCUCAUCUUACCGCCCCCCUCCGCGCACUAAGGAGGUGGUCAUCAAUCAGCAGGUGGUUAAACUCAAAUACUGCUUCACUUGCAAGAUCUUCAGGCCGCCUCGAACCUCCCACUGCAGCCUGUGUGACAACUGUGUGGAGCGCUUUGACCAUCACUGCCCUUGGGUCGGCAACUGUGUGGGAAAACGGAACUAUCGCUUUUUCUACACCUUCAUCGUCUCGCUGUCUUUCCUCACGGCCUUCAUCUUCGGUUGUGUAACCACACACCUGGCUCUGAGGUCACAAGGAGGAAAUGGCCUGGUUAAUGCUCUCCAAUCGAGUCCUGCCAGUGCUCUCGAGUUGGUGGUCUGCUUCUUUUCAGUAUGGUCUAUUUUGGGCCUCUCUGGCUUUCAUACAUACCUGGUGGCUGCAAAUCUUACUACCAAUGAGGAUAUUAAGGGCUCCUGGUCAGGGAAAAGUGGAAAUGAGGAUGUUGGAAAUCCUUACAGCUACAACAGUAUGAUCAAAAACUGUUGUUCUGUACUCUGUGGACCAAUGCCGCCCAGUUUGAUUGACAGACGAGGAUUUGUGCCCUCUGAUGACUCCGUCCAGACCAGUCCUGUGGAAAUUGAACUCCCAGCUGCUAAAAACGACAUAAACAUGUGCACACAGGGCACCAAAGGUCUCCUGGAAACAGCCUCUCGAUCUCCUCUCCUCACAAGCUCGUGUCCGCAGGCCAAACCUCAAGCCACGCCGGCCAUGCUGGAGCCUCUUCCGGAGAUCGUCCCGUCACCUGCCCUAGAGCAACCCAAGACCUCUACAGGACGCCAAGCAACCAGCACCCCUCACAAACAUCACUCUCACCACAGAUCUAAAGGAAAACAAGCUGCUCAUCACACUCACAAGACCACCAACUCCUCUCCAAGACCCCAUCACAGCCACAGUUCACGACGGAAAGACUCCAAGAGCAGAGACCCAAAAUUUACUUCUCUGCGCUGAGGAAGACCUUUAGGUGUUGAUUGAUUCUAUGGAUUAUUUCAGUUUGUCCUUGAUUGAUCAGCUUCAACUGCGACACUUAGACAAGUCUGAAGUUUCCACAAAGACUUCCAUGUUUAGCAAACGAUGCCGGUUUUACAGUUCUGUAGAGGAAAAUGGUCAACUCCGCAAUCUGUAAAAGUAAAAACUUCUGUUAAAAGAUGAUCAGAAAUGCUUUGUAAAUCAUGUGCAAAGCAUUUCCAAAGACGAGCACAAAAUGUGAACUGCAGAGCAACUGCCUUUAAACAUUGUCAAUCGAGACGCUGAGUUCCAAAUGAGCUUCAUCAGAACAGCAAUAAUGGAACAAGAACACUGUCGUCCUCUAUUGACAUGAACUCUGGGAUUCACUUCUCCGGCCUCAUUUAGGUCUCUUCGAGGAUGGUUUGGUUAAGCUUCAGUAAGCCAGAACUGUCUUCUUUAUGCAAAAAAUACAAGAGCAUGCCUGGAGAAUAUAGCUCCCAAUCAAUCUUCAUCCCUCAUGUCGAACGAGAAAUCUUACCCACAAUUCUCUUUCCUUCGAAAGGACUGCAGCAUGAUUUUUUUUUUUUUGUAAAAUAUUGUGUUUAAAACAUGGUAUUCAGUGUGCACAAGUACCUGCUAAUGUGGAUGAGAUGAUGCCCUCAAGUCCCCUGAUCUAGUUGAAAAGUAACAUGAGUGUUUCUUUCUAAACCUCGUCACAAGUUCUGCUGUUCUUCACGUUGCAUUCCUGACCCACUGUUUAGCAGUAAUUAGUCUUAAUGCACUAACUCUCAAAGCAGCAAUACUGUAAUGUUUUAGUUUUUCAUGGUUCGACUCGUGUGCUGCUGUGUGUGUGUGUGUGUGUGUGUGUGUGUGUGUGUGUGUGUGUGUGGACAACUUUUUUGUAUGUGUGUGUUUGUAUGGGAUUGGGAAUGUGGGUGUUGUAUUGUUAUCCAGGUUUUGACUUAAUAUGCAAACUGAAUGUUAUUUAUGAAUGCUGAAAUUGAUUCUCUGUUUCUCAAGACCUCUGCAACAUUUGCACAAAUAAAUACAAAGAACUAACAGGCCAGGCUGGAGUUUGUGGUACAUUUUGCCGCCUUACAAACGCCAGACUUGGAGUUCACAUGUGUGUGUAUGUAUAAUAAAAGGUUUGCACAGCACGUUAUUUUCAUCUUUGUUAAUGCCAGGGUAUGUGUGAAGCCUGUUUUUUUAUUGCCAUGUGAGAGGAAAUAUCACUUGCCAAUUCUG